Messenger RNA from Populus euphratica (Euphrates poplar), 1832 nucleotides. RefSeq lists its product as uncharacterized. Gene Ontology annotation, molecular function: microtubule binding. The record is from RefSeq and is a predicted model, not a curated record. The coding region runs from base 162 to 1832 and encodes 556 amino acids. Gene Ontology annotation, cellular component: microtubule. The transcript is spliced from 3 exons. Lineage: Eukaryota; Viridiplantae; Streptophyta; Magnoliopsida; Malpighiales; Salicaceae.
CUGAUGCGGAAUCUCAAUAAGUUCUUUUUUUCUAGUUUAAGUUGCUUGUCAUUUCUAUCAAAGCCUGUUUUUCCUCUGAUUCCGCUGAGCGUGGAAUUAUAUUUCUGGUUUGGAUGUUGAUGAGUCUAUCACGAAUCUGAUAGUUGAAGUUAACAGUUCUCAUGGAGAGCCCUUCGAAUUGGCAACAACGGAGAGCCUUUGUUAGGUCAACAAUGGGAAGAAAUCUGAGUCCAAUACUGCGGCAAGAAUUGGCAAAUCUUGACAAAGAUGCUGAUAGUCGUAAAUCAGCAAUGAAAGCACUGAAAUCAUAUGUGAAAGGCUUGGAUUCUAAGGCAAUCCCACAAUUUCUUGCUCAAGUUUCUGAAACCAAAGAAACUGGGUCUUUAUCUGGCGAAUACACAAUUUCACUCUAUGAAGUUCUUGCUCGUGUCCAUGGAGUUAAUAUUGUAACUCAGGUUGAUAGUAUCAUGGCUACCAUAAUCAAAACUUUAGCAUCAAGUGCAGGAUCUUUUCCUCUUCAACAAGCAUGCUCCAAGGUGGUACCAGCAAUUGCAAGAUAUGGGAUUGAACCAACGAUCCCAGAGCAUAAGAAAAGGCAUAUAAUUCACUCGCUUUGUAAGCCUCUUUCAGAAGCUCUCUUAGGUUCUCAAGAAUGCCUGACUUCAGGGGCUGCCCUUUGCCUGAAGGCUCUAGUGGACUCAGAUAAUUGGCGAUUUGCUUCAGAUGAGAUGGUGAAUAGGGUUUGUCAGAAUGUGGCUGUUUCUUUGGAGGAGAAGCCCACGCAAACUAAUUCACACAUGGCCCUGGUAAUGGCUUUGGCAAAGCAUAAUGCUUUGAUAGUUGAAGCAUAUGCGAGACUCUUGGUACAAUCUGGAUUGCGCAUCUUGAAAGCUGGGGUCUUAGAGGGUAAUUCUCAGAAACGAUUAUCGGCUAUCCAAAUGGUCAAUUUCUUGAUGAAAUGUCUGGAUCCUAGGAGCAUAUUCUCAGAAAUUGACUUGAUAAUUGAGGAGAUGAAUGAGUGCCAGUCCGAUCCAAUGGCAUAUGUGAGUGGAGCUGCAUUUGAAGCCUUGCAAACUGCAAAGAAAAUUGCUGCAGAGAAAGGGUCAAAAUUUGAGAAGAGUUCUGGUUCAAUUACUGGAUCAAACCUCGGCAGGAGAGACCACAGAGGAAGGAGAAAUUUGUCCAAUGCCUAUGGUGAUCAAUCUCCAGCAUCUAUAUCACCUGAAUCACAAACUCUUGAUUCCUUUAUGGAAUAUGAAUCUUUCAUUGAGUCACCGAUUUCGACAACUAAUACUUCUUCCAGUGAGUAUGACCGUGGGAGUGUGAAUCGGAAACUAUGGAGUUUUGAGAAUGGAGGGGUGGACGUAUCUCUAAAAGAUGGUUUAUUUUCAGAGUUGUCUCAGGGAAGUCCCAUCCACGAUGCAUUCUCUGAUCAGUCUGGGCUACAUGAACUUAAUGAUAACAGAGGAAGUUGCGCGGGUGAAUUUGCAGGUUUCUUGCCUAGAAGUCCUAGAAAUGGACUAUCGAGGUGCACCACUCCCAGUCCUCGGCGGUCACGCUCUCAUAUAAAUGUCGACACCGUUAGCAUCUUCACAACUCCCAGGAAGCUCGUACACGCUCUCCAGGAUCCUAAUGAUUUGGAUUUAGAUUUCUCUGAGAAACAGAAUAAAAGGUUCGGAAGUCCAUGCUCGUAUAUGUGGAUCUCAUGUCUUUUUGUGUCCGAGACGCAGGAAAAAAAGAAGCAGCAUUUUGCUGCUUUGUGUAUACUGUUCAUGUUAAUUUUAAUUAGCAUGAACAGUGUAAGAGAUUUGCACUAUUUACUUGAAAAAUAA